Messenger RNA from Brassica napus (rape), 1669 nucleotides. Its product is annotated as GPI mannosyltransferase 1-like. Lineage: Eukaryota; Viridiplantae; Streptophyta; Magnoliopsida; Brassicales; Brassicaceae. The coding region runs from base 219 to 1544 and encodes 441 amino acids. Gene Ontology annotation, cellular component: membrane; glycosylphosphatidylinositol-mannosyltransferase I complex. Gene Ontology annotation, molecular function: alpha-1,4-mannosyltransferase activity; GPI mannosyltransferase activity. Gene Ontology annotation, biological process: GPI anchor biosynthetic process. The transcript has 5 exons. The record is from RefSeq and is a predicted model, not a curated record.
AAUCUUAUUAAACCGAAACCAACCAGAAAAAAAAGCGAAAUCGAACCACUCAUAGGUUUAACCGCCGACGAUCCCCAGACGGAGCCACGCACCGGCGACUUCAAUCAUCCCUGUAAUCUCCUGACAUCUUUCUAUCGAAGAACCCGAAUCCAAACGCGUGAAAGGUGAACGCUUACUUGUUUGUGAGUCAAAAUCUGAAGAUUUCAGAAAACAACGAGAUGUCCCGUGGUGGUUCAGACAAGACUGAUGAAUCACUCAAACGGACGAACCUGAUGAAUUUCCGUUCUCUGCUCGUAUCCUCCAUGCUCCUCCGCGUGUUCCUGAUCAUCUACGGAGAAUGGCAAGACUCCCACAUGGAGGUCCGCUACACAGACAUCGACUACACCGUCUUCUCCGACGCCGCCUCCUUGAUGGCCUCCGGUGAAUCUCCUUACAAGAGAACCACUUACCGUUACUCACCUCUCCUCGCGCUCCUUCUCGUCCCCAAUUCAAUCUUCCAUCGUUCUUGGGGAAAGUUUAUUUUCUCUGCUUCUGAUUUGCUGGUGGGUUUGUUUAUCCGUGAGAUUCUGAAACUACGUAAGGUGUCUGAGAAGGUGUGUACUGUUUCUGUAAUGGUAUGGCUUCUUAAUCCGUUUACGUUCACAAUUGGAACCAGAGGCAACUGUGAACCUAUAGUUUGUGCUAUGAUACUUUGGAUCAUCCUCUCCCUAAUGAAAGGUAAUUUGUCACAAGCUGCAUUUUGGUACGGGCUUGUUGUGCAUUUCAGGGUGUAUCCUAUUAUCUAUGCGUUACCGAUCAUAUUGGUUCUCGAUUCCAAGUUAUUUAGAUCUGGUCAAAAGCCUCCUCUUGAGGAUUGGAAUACACUUACUAGCAGCACGGAGAAGAAAACAUUCCGCUUAAAAAGUUUGUUUUCGAGGGAGAGAAUCAUGUUUGGUUUGAUAUCCGGAGGAGUUUUCCUAGCUUGCAAUGCUGUUUCCUUCUACUUUUACGGGCAUGAGUUCCUCCACGAGGCUCUCUUGUAUCACCUCACUCGCACGGAUCCAAGGCACAACUUCUCAAUCUACUUUUACCACAUUUAUCUUCACUACGAGCGUCAGUUUUCAGCUGUGGAGAAGCUUAUCUCGUUUUUGCCUCAGUUCACGGUACAGCUUGCUUUAGUCUUCAGCUUCUCUAAGGAUCUAGUGUUCUGUAUGUUUCUCCAAACCGUCGCAUUCGUUGCUUUCAAUAAGGUGAUAACUGCGCAGUACUUUGUGUGGUUCUAUUGCCUGCUACCUCUGAUUCUACCAUGGAGCCGUAUGAAGCUGAAAUGGGAAGGCUUGUUAUGCAUUAUUCUGUGGAUUGGAGCUCAGACGCAUUGGCUGUUGUGGGGAUACAUGCUUGAGUUCAAGGGGGUUAACGUCUUUCUACAGCUGUGGAUGGCGAGUUUGGUGUUUCUGGCUGCAAACACAUUUGUCCUUGUCAAGAUCAUACAGCGACAUAGAUUCUCUCCUCUCUUCGGACAAUAUGUGUCUUCUGAUGGAAAGAAUGUUAAGAAACUUGACUGAUACUGUUCCAAAAGCUGUCUGCUUCUUUGUUUGUUGGGUCGUUUCAUAUAUUGAGGACCUUGGAACUAUGGUUUUUGUAUAUGAUUCUUGAUCUGCAAGUUUUGUUGGUGUAUCUUUUUGUUUGA